This is a messenger RNA of Microcebus murinus (gray mouse lemur), 1670 nucleotides long. The record is from RefSeq and is a predicted model, not a curated record. NCBI's taxonomy places the organism in Eukaryota, Metazoa, Chordata, Mammalia, Primates, Cheirogaleidae.
AUGGAGAUGCCACACAAGCCACGACGCACUCUGGCCCAUGCUGGCAGACAGUGUGCAGACACUAGGGUGACAUCUGGCAGCCCAGGGGAUUCAGGAGAGCAGGUGCUGACACUGGGCAGGGGCUCCUCCCCCCAGGCCUGCUGGAGUCGCCCCCAGCUCUGUGCAAGGACCAUCUCUGUACUGCAGCUGCACGUCCUGUUGGCAUAUUGCAUUCUGAUCUCCUCUUCUGUUGGGCCACUGGCUAAAGAAGUGACCCCUGUGGUGGAUGUCACCUGCAGCCAGCAGGCCUUCAAGGGCGACUUCAUCCUGAUGUGCUGGGCUUCCAGCUUCUAUCCCUGGAAUAUCUGCCUGGCCUGGCAUCAGGUCGGGGCACCUUUGAGCCUGGAUGCCCAGCAGUCUGGGGGAGUCCUACGCUAUGGGAAUGGGACCUACCAGAGCUGGGUGGCCACAAGGGCCCAAGGAGAGGAGCAGAGGUUCCCCUGCUAUGUGGGACACAUUGGGAAUGACAGCACUCAUGCUGUGCUCUCUGGGGAGCCUGGGGUGACGCUGCAGGGCUGUGACCUGGGAGGGCUGGGCCAGGCGGGGGGCAGAGGAGGCUGUGGCUCUGGGUGUCCAGCAUGUGGGGAGUCUCUUUUCUCAGGGAAGGCCCUGGUGUUCGUCGUCGAUGACCAGCCCUUCUGUGUGCUGCUGCUGCUGUCAUCGUUCUAUUCUCUGUGUCCUUUGGUACAAGAGAAUGCCAACAUUAGCUGCAGGGGGUCCAGGCCUGGGCAGAUGGGCAGACGGUUGGUUUCCUGCCCCGCAGCGAGGGCCCGUCCAGGUGGCACCCACAGCAGGGACAGUGCAGAGCUCCUGAGCCUACAAGUAUUCGCGACGAGUCUUCUCACAUUGCUGGUUCAAACUCCUGGACUCAAGCAUCCUCCCACCUCAGCCUCUCAGAACGCUGGGAUUACAGGCACAAGCCACCACAUGCACUCAUUCCUCACGAUUUCUGAUGACAAACUGGAGAGGUCCCAGAGCAUAUAGACCUUGAUUGAAUCAGGGGCAGAAUGAAGUCAGGAGAAACCUGGUUUUGGAGCCACGUAAGUGUAAAGUAAGGUCUCAACUCGGAGCCCCAUCAGAGCAUCAGACUCAGUACUAAUUCCUUCCAGCCGCUACUGUGUUUGUCCUGCGAUAACUGGUGUUUGCAGGAAGGAGAAGUAGUUACGUGUGCAGAAAAGUGCAUGAAAUUAGAAAACGUGGACAUGAUUCAGGGAGUGAGAGGGACCCUUGUCUCUUCCAAGGUAGCGGUGGGGCUCUCUGUCCCUUGUCCUGAUCCAUCAAGUGCAGAAGAGAAACUUCCUGCUCUGAGUGAAGUGACCAACAGCGGAAGUUGGAAUGAAGAGAAUCAGGGGCAGCCUCUCUCCCCCCCCAGCCCAGCAAACCUAAGGCAAGGGCUUGGGCUCUGACACUUGGUUCUCAACAUGUGUUUUCCUUCUCUGGUUAAGAAAAGAACCACAUAUAAGAGGAACCAAGGGCUGCAGCUAUUGUGGUACCCAGAGAACUGGGCCAGGGACCAAUGGUGCCAUGUGCUUGUCACUGCUCCACCACUAAGUUGCUGUGACCUCAAGACUCUCUGCCCCUGGAGCCUUUUUGUUGUUGUUGAGUCAGAGUCUCACUCUGUUGCCUGAGCU